Messenger RNA from Mya arenaria, 4330 nucleotides. RefSeq names its product protein TANC2-like. The transcript has 2 exons. Bases 783 to 4307 code for a protein of 1174 amino acids. Gene Ontology annotation, molecular function: protein binding. The record is from RefSeq and is a predicted model, not a curated record. NCBI's taxonomy places the organism in Eukaryota, Metazoa, Mollusca, Bivalvia, Myida, Myidae.
UGUCAAACUUGCCAGGAUUGGAGGCUUAAUCUCUUGAAAUACCAUCUAUAUCCUCGGAACAUCACAUGGUCUGAACUAAAAUCAUGGGAAUGGCCAAUCGACCUAACACAUAUUGCCGAGGUGUUUAUGAUUCAGGGAUACGACAAAACAAACCUCAAUCUACAGGACGUGACAGUUUCCUGUAACAUUUGGAAGCGUUGUGAUGAGUUUCCAAGAAGUCUGAUUCCCAUAGCAGAUGCUGUUAAGAAUUGUAGAAAUAAGUUAUGCCAUAAUCUAAUGGACUGUGACGAUAACUUGAAGACUGAAAUGUUCACGACACUCAAGGACCUUGUUCGUCACAAUGAUUUAUCACAACAUAUUGGCAUCGCUAAUAUCGCAGACCUUUCCGAGCAUAUUCGUGACCUUGAAAAUGACAUAUUAACCGAGUAUAAACAAGAAAUAGAAGAAACGUUACAAGAGAUAAAAAGAAUAUUAACUGAUAACAAUAAACAAGUCAGUAAACCGUGGAAACUCUUCUAUUCCUUUUUUGUAGUGUGCAUUGCUUAUGUUUUCUACCACUUACAUUACUAUCCGCAUUCAAAACUAAUGCAGGGGAUAUUUACGAUGAAUUGGAUGAGGAAUGAGAUUGGAGAUAAGACUGUAUGUAGUUCUUAGAGUGUUUGCUAGAAGACAUCAACGGGGAUUUUCGAAAACCUUUGAGACUGGAGAUUUAUUUAAAACGCCACAAAGAAUUAGUGGGACGAGACUGGCUUUUUAAUUUGACUGAACAUAAUUUGCAAAAUAUGAAUGCUUCCAAGAACGGCCUUGUCCUAGAAGCCGAUAUGGGUUAUGGGAAAUCCGCUUUUGUCGCUCAUACUGUGUGCGCAGGCAAAAACAGCCAAGGUCAUCGAUUGAGGGAAAUGUUAGUUGCUUUCCAUCUUUGCAAAUUUGAUGUUAUUCUUACCAAAAAGCCUGGAGUAUUUAUCCAAAGACUAGCGUCAAUGAUUUCCCACUUUAUACCAGAAUUAAUGGACACGCUUAAAAUGGACGGUCAAUGUUUCACGCAUUACCUUGGCGAAUUAUGCAAUGAAGACCCACUCGGAUGUACUGAUAUUUGCUUAAUACAUCCUUUAGAAAGACUUAUUGCAAGAGGUUUUAAACCCUCUGCUGUUAAAGUGAUUCUUAUUGAUGCCAUAGACGAGUGCGCAAAUUACAAUGAUGCAGACGAUAAUGCUAUUUUUGAAGUCAUUCGGAAGAAAUUUCACUUAUUUCCAAAUUGGAUAAAGGUGCUAAUGACCAGUCGAAGAUCAAAACAAAACAUAAGAUUAUUACCUGAUUUUGAUGUGAUAUAUUUGCGAAGCAUGGACAAAAGAAAUUUGAGAGACAUACAGUCAUAUUUGAACAAUACAAAUGUCAAAAUUCUUGAACAAACUGCGAGCUUUAUUAUAGCGAAACAUAUGGUUGAAUCAAACAACUUUACAGAAGGGAACUUAAGAAAUCUUAACCGAUUUUAUGAUGACCAGUUUGAAAGAAUAUUUGGAAAGGAAUUUGUAUUAGCAAGAAUUAUUCUUGAAGUCAUAGCCACUACCUUUUGGACAAAAACAAAACGCAAUAUAAUCGAAAUAAUUACAAAGAUUUCAACAGUGGAUGAACGAAGCCUUAACAAUGAAUUCGAAAAGAUUGGACAUUUUUUUAUAAUUGAAAAUGAUACAUUUUCGUUUAAUCACCACUCUGUUGUUGAAUGGUUGGAAACUACGUCUCCUGAAACGUAUAGAAUACGACGAGCAAAUGGUCAUAAGAUAAAUGCUAUGUAUUUACUGAACGUAAUUGCAACAGGUAGGAAUAUAGUCAUUGAUAUCGUCGAUUUAGCUAUACAUUUAAUGAACAGCGAAAAUCAUGAUGAAUCGAUUGAUUUAUUUAAGAACAUAACACUUGAACAAAAAACGCACAUUGAAAUGAACUUUUCUGAAUCACCCUUGAUACGAUGCGUGAAACGUACUGACUGUUCAACCAUACCUAUUGUUCUGUACUUUCAUUUCAACAACACUGAAGAGCUUAGUAGCGAGAAUUUUACUGCGGCGUACAUUGCAGCUGCUACGGGGAAAUUGUCCGCUUUAAAAGGUCUUUGUGAUCAUGGGGCUGAUGUGAAUUUUAGAGUUAAAUCUUACCACGGAACAAAGCUUGCCAACGUUCAUAAUGCCGUUCAAGUUGCUAUGAUUAUGAAGCAGUGGGGCUACGGACUGCUCGAUAUUGCCGCUCAAAAUGGACAUGCACAAAUUGUAAACUUUAUUUUGAGAGAUAAUACUCUUUUCGGCAACUACUCAUACCACAUAUUGAAUGGUAUCAAUUUAAAGCCUGUGCAUCUUGCAUGCAAGUCCGGUUAUGUUGAUACUGUCAAAGAGUUUUAUAUAUACAACAAAGGAAGUGUUGACUGGCAAUGCCUGUAUUUUGCAUCGGACGGCGGGCAUUUAUCUUUAGUGAUUUACUUAGUGAAUAAAUUGAAUAUAACUGACAGGUGCCGUAAGUGUAAUGAAGACCUUACAUGGAUUCCUUCGGGAUGUUCCCGAAUGCAUGGUAGGAAAGUAGAGAUAGUGUCCCUUUUUGACGAUUGGGGUGAUCUGUCAUGUGAAAGUGCACUCCAUGCAGCAGUUCGAGGAAAUUAUGUUAACAUAUUGAGAGUGAUUAUCGCUAGGGAUAGUGGCAGAUCGCUUAGUUGUUUGGAUCGAGGAGGGAGACCACCUUUGCUUUUGGCAAUUCAAAAUUGUCGUAAGGAUAUUGUGAAAUACAUCCUUGAAAAUCACAAGCAGUUUGCACACAUAAGAUAUUCGUGUGGAAAUUCAACUAAGAUCAAUGAUAAACUUAAACUAAAUGAAAAUGAAGAAAAUCUACUGUGUGCUCAGAUAUGUAAACCAGGUUUUCGACUCGUGGAUGUUAUAGCAGAGCAAGGCGAUUCAUGGACUUUCGAAGAAUUUAAUCAGCAUGGAAUAUAUCUGGAUUUUUUCACGCGGGAUGUAUCCGGAUGCUUUCCCGCUCAUACUGCUGCUUGCAGUGGAAAUAUUCGACUUCUAAAGCACUUAAUACAAGACCAAAAGAUGGAUAUAAUGAAUUUGCGAUGUGACAACAAGUCUACACCAUUACAUUCAGCGAUAAUUUGCCAAAGCAGCAUAUCAUUUGAUUUUAUUUUAGAAAAUGUUGACAGUGCUAACACAGAACUUCACAAAUUUAGGUUUGCAUACAUGUGGUUAGCGGUUAACCAAACUGUCUUUUCAUUAAACCAUAAGAAACAACCAUUAUCAUCCAUAAUUAUUACGUUGUUCUCUAUCUUACCCGAUACAGUUAAUGCAUCGGAUCACUUUGGGAGAAACCCUGUAUACUAUCUCAUUCAAAACGGCCAUUCAGAUGUGUUAAAUAAACGUUUUUUGACAGAUAGAUUUAGCUUUGAUACUCUGCUGACAAGAACAGAUUAUUUUGAACAAACACCAAUUAUGUUUUCAGUCAGAAGAUUAGUUCCACGGAACACUUUCGCCGUGUUGUAUGAGCAUUUAUAUUUGGAGAGAGAUUUGCAUUUAAGCGAAUUGCCUACAGACCAGCGGUUCCUAGUUCAAUCUGAAUACACGUUUAUCAUGGUAUUACAAUAUGCAAAUUUAAGGAAUUUAUUGACUAGUUCGGUCAAAACAAGAAUUUUAGGAAUAUUGAUCAAGAAAAGACUGUUUUAUUCAUUUCACUUCUGUUUAUCACAUAUAGUUGGUGAACGGGAGAGGUAUCAAACAUAUGUUUUGAAUUCUGUCUUGGAGAACGACUCUCUUGGGCUAUUUUUAGCAUUCUAUUAUAGGAUGUUUUAUUUUGAUAUCGAUAAAUACUUUAAACAGGGUAUUGACAUCCAUAAAGUAAAACACACUUUUCCAUUUUUGCUUUGCAACAGUUGUAAACGUCUGACCAAAAUUUGUCUUGUACAUAAAAUGGUACAUAAAGCAGCUCAAUAUGAAAAUAUAAACAGCGACAUUUAUGAUAGAUUUGAAAAGAUUGAAAUAAAAUUUAUGCUGAAUAUAAUUUUUAAAACGGUCAACGGCGAUGUCUUAACAAGCUGUAGAAAUGAAAACGGUCAAAACGUUUUAGAUGUUGCAAUUCAACAAAAGUCCAUUAUGUUAACAUCUUAUUUUCUUGACAAAGGAGUCUCGCCUAGUUUUUCACAUGAAUCAGUUUUAUCCAAUGCUAUCAAAACGUCGGUCUUUCGGGAAGGCCGUCAAGUCAGUUUGUAUAAUUCCACUGAUAAUGACACAGCUUUAGAAUUUACUGUUUUAAAAUUCGUGGAAAUUUUGUCCAUUUAAAACAGGUCUUCAACAGAAGAUAC